Molecule: messenger RNA, 711 nt
Organism: Salvia miltiorrhiza (redroot sage)
Lineage: Eukaryota; Viridiplantae; Streptophyta; Magnoliopsida; Lamiales; Lamiaceae
Product: phytolongin Phyl1.1-like
Exons: 1
Coding region: 1-711 (236 amino acids)
Cellular component (GO): membrane
Source: RefSeq, a predicted model, not a curated record
AUGUCUGUGGCGACAGCCGCAAAUCCGGCCAACAUCUGUGCAAUGGAUAGGGUUUCCUACUGCUGCGUAUGGAAGGAGGGGCGCGUUAUCUACAAAUACAGCGUCGGCAACCACGAGAUCGACAACAUGGCCGCCUUGUGCUUGGAAUCCAUCCCUCCUUACCACAGAUCCUACUCCCAAACCAUUGCUUCUUACACUUUCUCCUUCUUAAUCGACGACGCCUUCGUCUACUUCGCUAUUCUGCGCCGCCACUCUCUCACCAACUCCCAUCUCCUUGCCUUCCUUCAAAGCUUGAGGGAUGAAUUCACCAAUAUUGCCACUCCUAAGACUCUCGACGACCACUUUGCGCCCGUCGUCCGUCGCCUGGUGGCUUCCUUAGAGGCCGCAACUGCCACGCCGUGGCCGGCCAUGAAUGGGGCCGCCGCAGAAGCUGGUACUUCCACCAAAGCCCCUCUCCUAGCAAGGCCUUGCAAACAAGACAAGAAGAAGAAGAUCAAGGAUGAUGCGGCUGUUGCCAGGGAUAUUGAGACGCCGGAGCACAGGCGAUCCACGGACUCCGACGCGUCUUCGAGGAUCAAGUCCAGCACCCAGAAUCUGAGAGACAAGUGGUGCCGCCAAGUGAGGAUUGUUCUUGCCAUCGAUGCUGCAGUCUGCCUUCUUCUACUUGUAAUUUGGUUAGUUAUAUGCCAUGGUAUAGAGUGCAUUCGUUGA